GAUGAUAACGUUAAUUUAUUGCUCCCAACAUCGGAUUCAUUGACCCAACCUCUUCCCCUCUCUCUCCCUCUUCCCAGAUCCAUAGGAUUUGAUUGCUUGCUCGAACCUAGUUAUACAGUUGUAUCCAUAUGAAUUAAAUUCAUAUUAUGUGCUUGUCCGAAUUGAAUUGAAUUGAAUUGAGUUGGAUAUCGAUCGAAGAGAGCUAUAAUGAUUGGAGUAAUUGGUGAUAUGGAUUGGCGGUCGAGCGCUGAGUUUUGCUGUCGAAGCGAAGAGAGCUACGAUGCGCUCCUUUCCAGAAAUCGAUUGUGACUUGCAUUAAAGGUGCGUAGAUCUCCCUUCCAGAAAAUGACCACUACAGGAUCACUUAUGGAUGUAUUAGACGAUCCUAACCUAUCAAAUCUUCCAUUCUUCAUACAGGCCGAUAGCUGUUUAUUAUUGACUAAUUGCAAGUGCAUCCUUCUCGUACGUGAUCAAGGAGAAGCAGAUGUAUGUUGGGCAUUUGUCGUCACUGCAACAAUGUACGGGGAGGAGGUUGCAAACAAAGGAUCUUCUCAAGAAGGAUCUGUCCAAGAACUAAUGGAUUACAUCCAUCAAUUCAGGCGCCCUAAAGAAGUUGAACGCAAGGGUCCAUUUAAAGUCCCAUAUGCAGGGUUUGGAUGUGAGUUCAAAAGAGCAUUUGAAUAUGUGGAAGAGCUUGGCCUAAGCCCAAAAUCAAUUUAUCCAUGGGUGGGGGUGGGGUGUCGUGAUCCUAAAGAAGUUAUAAUGUGUGAUCCUGAGAAAGAAAAGAGGAAUGGAAUUGCUAAAAUCGAUGGACGUGAUAUACAAUAUAGUGACCGGUGUUAUAAAGGCAACAGAUGAGUUCAUGGAUUGUUGCAAUGGGGAUAUUUUGAAAUAUGAUCCCCCUGCAGCAUAUUUGCGCAAGCCAAAGCAUGCCAUAACCCUCGUUGGUUAUGGACAUGACGGCAGCGACGAGUACUACAUUGCCCAGAACUCCUAUGGCCUUGAUUGGGGUUAUAGAGGCUGUUUUAAGAUUUUGAGGAGUCUUGUAUCGGAUACGUGUGUUCCCAUGAAAACUACGAGUCCUGGUGACGUUGCAUCUGGUUCAUCUUCAAAGCCAAAGUCGUGAUUUCUCAAUCUGGAUCAUCAGAGCUUCCUUAUUGCGGUCUUCCUCCCGUCAUUAACUGACAGGUCCCUGAUCUCAGAGUACUAACAUGAUCUGACAUCAAUCUGAUUUCAGACUGCUGCCUGAGAUUGUCAUGCUCUAGCUGUGAUAUCUCAUUUUCUGAAAAACUAGACUGCUUAAUAAGUUUUUAGUUUUCUUUCAUCACCUGGGUAAUCGGGCACAACAAAAAUAUCUCAAGUUCACUAGCUAUGGCACUAUCAAACACAUGAUUGAGUUCUAUUCUUCUUCUUUGUUCUUUUUGCAGAACAUGCAUGUCAGAUUGAAUCCCAGUCAGUCGAGCUUUGUUCAUCUUAA
Messenger RNA from Salvia hispanica, 1477 nucleotides. RefSeq lists its product as uncharacterized. The record is from RefSeq and is a predicted model, not a curated record. Lineage: Eukaryota; Viridiplantae; Streptophyta; Magnoliopsida; Lamiales; Lamiaceae. Gene Ontology annotation, biological process: proteolysis. Gene Ontology annotation, molecular function: cysteine-type peptidase activity.